GUGCCGCGGGGCGGCCAUCGCGGAGGGGCCGCCACCGACUCGAAGAAGAAGGGAUUGAGCAAAGUCGCGCUCAGCUAAAAUGGGACAAUAGCUAAAGCAGCUCUGAGGAGUCUGAUUGUGUGCCUUGCUGCCCUGCGCCGGAGCUGGCAAAGGAAGAUGCGUGUUUUUAUCCUUGUGCAACGCCGGUCUGUGUAACUACUGAACAGAGCGAUGUGCUGAAGUUGGAGAUCCUGACAAAAUGGGAGCACUUGUGUUCUCUGCGACCUGUAGCUUACUUCUAGCUGUGGUGCAAGGGCACAGCUUAUUCACCUGUGAGCCAAUUACUAUUUCCAGAUGUUCAGGAAUGCCUUACAAUAUGACUUUUUUCCCAAACCUCAUGGGACACUAUGAUCAGGACACGGCUGCUCGCAAAAUGGACCCUUUCCUUAUUCUUAUGAAUCUUCACUGUUCACCAGACGUCCACACAUUUCUGUGCAGAGCCUUUGUCCCAGCCUGCCUAGAUCAGAUUCACGUGAUUCACCCCUGCCGAAGCCUCUGUGAGAAAGUGUAUUCUGACUGUAAGCAGUUGAUGGACACUUUUGGAAUUGCAUGGCCUGAAGAGCUGGAAUGUAGCAGGUUAAUCAAUUGUGAUGAGGCUGCUCCUGCCACUGCUGCUGUAACCACAAAUGUACAUGGAACUCAGAAGACCCCAAGCCAGAUCCGAAGGGAUUAUGGAUUCUGGUGUCCCCGACACCUACACACUACCAAUGGACAAGGCUACAAGUUUCUAGGAAUUGAUCAGUGUGCACCCCCAUGUCCCAAUAUGUACUUCAAGAAUUAUGAAUUGGAUGUGGCAAAAAGUUUUAUUGGAAUAGUUUCAAUCUUUUGUCUUUGUGCUACACUGUUCACGUUCCUAACUUUUCUGAUUGAUGUUAAACGGUUUAGAUACCCAGAGAGACCAAUCAUCUAUUAUUCUGUCUGUUACAGCAUAGUCUCUCUAAUGUACUUUAUUGGAUUUUUACUUGGGAACAGAACUGCCUGUAAUGAGGCAGAUGAGAAGUUAGAAAUUGGUGAAACGGUUGUUCUUGGCUCCCAAAACAAAGCCUGUACCGUCCUUUUCAUGGUUCUGUACUUUUUCACCAUGGCAGGAACUAUAUGGUGGGUGAUUCUGACCAUCACUUGGUUCCUUGCGGCGGGAAGAAAAUGGAGCUGUGAAGCUAUUGCACAGAAGGCCAUGUGGUUCCAUGCAGUUGCCUGGGGAAUACCUGGUUUUCUAACCAUUAUGCUCCUUGCAAUGAACAAAGUGGAAGGGGACAAUAUCAGUGGAGUUUGUUUUGUGGGUCUCUACGACCUGGACGCCUCGCUGUACUUCGUGCUUUUGCCGCUGUGCCUCUGUGUGUUUUUCGGUCUCUCUCUCCUUCUAGCCGGCAUCAUCUCUCUGAACCACGUGCGGCAGGUCAUUCAGCACGACGGCAGGAACCAGGAGAAGCUCAAGAAGUUCAUGAUCCGCAUUGGGGUUUUCAGCGGGCUGUACUUGGUGCCUCUUGUAGCCCUUCUUGGAUGUUACGUUUAUGAGCUGGUGAAUCGGAAAAUCUGGGAAACCACUUGGGUGUUUGACCACUGUGACCAGUACCAUAUUCCUUGUCCUUAUCAGGCAAAGGCACUAGCAAGACCAGAAAUAUUUUUGUUUCUGAUGAAAUAUUUGCUGACAUUAAUUGUUGGCAUAUCUCCAGUGUUCUGGGUGGGAAGUAAAAAGACCUGCUCCGAAUGGGCCAAUUUCUUCAACAGAAACCGCAAAAGAGAUCCAAUCAGCGAGAGUCGAAGGGUGCUGCAAGAAUCAUGUGAAUUUUUCUUGCGGCACAAUUCCAAAGUUAAACAUAAAAAGAAGCACUACAAGUCAACUUCACACAGACUGAAAGUCAUUUCAAAGUCAAUGGGGACCAGUACAGGUGGCACAACAAAUCAUGGAACUUCUGCAGUAGCAAUCACUAAUCAUGAUUACUUGAGCCAAGAAACUGUGGCAGAAAUUAAAAGCUCUCCAGAGACAUCUGAGAAGGAGAUGGAGGCAGAUGGAGCAUCUGCCAGAAGAGUGGAGGAAGGUGAAACCAGCGGAGAUCAGAUGUUCCCCAGCGCUAAACUGACCGUGGAUCAGCUGGAAAGGAGGAACAAAGCAGACAGUACCUGCCACAUGGGCACUUUGGCUGAGAGUGUUAAGAGAGUAGGUGAAGGAAGAAUAACUCCUAAAAAUGAUUUUAGUGAAUCUCCUUCACUGCAAAGGAGCUGUUCCCAAAUACCUGAUGUCCCACAGUCACCUUCCAUAUCACUACUCGUCUACUCAGCUUCAGACACCAGAAGAGAGUUGGAUUCAGGAAACAGUUCCAAUCCUUGAAAGAUUGAAAAUAUGUAUCAACAUUUUUAUUGCAUAAGACUGAAAAUUUAUAUGAACAUUUGCAUUGUAUAAAACUGACAUGAGUUCUUUGUUACACUGGAAAUAAUGGAUAUUCUGUGCCUUAUUAAAAAACACAUAUAUCCUGCUUUGCACUUAAAAAUCUAUGUUUUGUUGUGGGGACAGCUAGCAAUAAUGUACUGUAUUUAAUCCUGUCCAGGACUAAUGGAAAUUGAAGUUCUGUAGGACAUGGCAAUAAUGUAAGAAAAAGAUGAGAGACAAAUAUUAUUCCCUAUAUAAAGAACACUUCGUAAUGAAUUGCAUUAAAAUAAUGCUUCAAAAGCACUGUUACUUCUCAAGGUAUAAAAUUCCAUCAGCCUCUUCAAUAUUUUUCAAAGCUUGUUAAUUUUUUCUUUUUUUUACUGUUCUUAAACAACAGUAUCACUUAAGUAAGUGAUGCACAAAUUUCUAAACACUCUAAAUUGUACAUCAUGCUGUAUCAAUUAUAGCACUGGUUUAUGGUAGCUUGUACACUGAAUAUGAAAGGGAAUCUGAAAUUAUAGCAGUUUAUUUUGUACAUAAAAAUUAAUUUUGUAAAUAAGUGACUGCAUAAGGUCAAUCUUUAGAACUACUGUUUUGUAUGUAUUGUACAAACUUGGGAAAGUUCCUGUGCCCUCCUUAGGGUGUUGCUGAAGCCAGCAUUCCCCUGGUGGUCAGCCA
Melozone crissalis (California towhee) is the source of this 3085-nucleotide messenger RNA. It is a transcript of the gene FZD6, whose product is annotated as frizzled class receptor 6. Gene Ontology annotation, molecular function: Wnt-protein binding; Wnt receptor activity. Bases 239 to 2368 code for a protein of 709 amino acids. The transcript has 7 exons. Gene Ontology annotation, biological process: non-canonical Wnt signaling pathway; canonical Wnt signaling pathway. The record is from RefSeq and is a predicted model, not a curated record. Lineage: Eukaryota; Metazoa; Chordata; Aves; Passeriformes; Passerellidae. Gene Ontology annotation, cellular component: plasma membrane.